CUUAGAAAUUAUUGUAUUGUGUUCUACCUAAAUAGUAGCAUUAUUUGUUUCUUACCGAACACUUGAAAAUGGAAGAUUACAAAGAAGACAAAAUGGAAUCCUGGUUAGUCGAUGUUAAGAGAGUCCACAUCCCCCGACCAAAAUUCGGCAGCGGCUCCCGCUGUGGCUACAGUUACCCCACAGAACCUCCAAAAGACUACAUCAACGAAGACGCCAGAGACGACUUCAAAUACAAAGGUUCACCGGCGAAUAUGAACAAAGCCACCGAAGACAUCAGAAGGGCGCUGCAGAAAUUGUAAUGAAUACACGAUGGUUAAUAUUUUCCGUAUUGCCAUCAACCCCGAAUUGUACAUAUCUGCCUUCUAUUCCUAGUAACUAGUAAUAGAGAUUAUUUGUUUUUAAGAUAGAAUAAACGUUAUCAAAAACGUUCUGUACAAUUACAUGUACAUAUGUGAAAUUAUUAUAGUAAUUUCAGAGUUUGUGGACUGUAUUCGAGGGCGUGGUCCAAAAAAAUUGGGAGAGGUAAUUAAAUGUUAUACAGAAAAUAGCAUAUCAUGUUCAUAAAAAAGGCUUAACCAUAUAGCAGUUAUUUCACUCGAAAUACUCAGAUAAAUAGGUUUCUCGCUCUAAACUCAGGAGAACAACACUUAUGUUCCCUUCGGAGACCAAAGAGAGGGAGUUUUUCGUUUACAGUGUCUAAGAAAACGUCUGUAUUUCUAACGAAGUGGGGCAGGAUGGGGAGUACUAGGAAUUAUUAUUCAGAGUUGGUCUAAGUAAUUAUUUAAAACUGAGUGUGAAACUUAUCGAAAUGAUACAGGGAAAAAUAUAAUAUUAUUUUUCACAUGUGAAAAAUUAAAAAAAAACACUUUUUGAGCUAUUUUAACAGCAACCGUCUAUUUAACCCCUAUAAUAAUGACUACAAAAGCGUAUAAACAUAUAAAAAUGAUAAAAAACAGUGGCCCAAAAGACCAGAUACCGUUUAGUUCAUCUUAAAAACAGAUACCGUUUAUAGAUUUAGUUUUUUUCUGCUAAAUAGAUACUAAGACUUAACUUGGUGGUGUAGCUAAAAAGGAUUUUACAGUAUUUCCAGUUUUGUUUUAAAACUUUUUAUUAUUCGAAUAUUUUCCUUUUGAAAAUACGCCACUGGAUUAUUUUAUAUAUUUUUUAAUCUAUUCAAUAUAUGAAUAAGUAUAUUUACUUAUUUAAUUUAUUACAGUUUUUAAUAAAAUACGUAAAGAACAUUUUAACGUAACACAGAUGAACCAUCCUUUAUAUGUAUGAAAAAAAUCAGUAGAAAUAUUGUAAUGAAUAUUUUAAAAUAUGUAUAUAAACGAACCAAUAUUGUAAAACUUACCAGAUUUUGAGUUAAAAAAAUAUGAAUUUCGAAUUAAAAAUUAUUUAUAUAGGUA
Molecule: messenger RNA, 1409 nt
Organism: Diabrotica virgifera virgifera (western corn rootworm)
Lineage: Eukaryota; Metazoa; Arthropoda; Insecta; Coleoptera; Chrysomelidae
Exons: 2
Coding region: 69-299 (76 amino acids)
Source: RefSeq, a predicted model, not a curated record